CAUACUACUUUUGAAAUUUUUUUUACUUCCAUGAUUGUAAUGGUUGCUUUCACUGCGUGGAAAACAUCUUUAACGCUUGAUAGAUUUCACAUAACAUCCAAAAGCAACAAUGUAAACUUUGAAACACUUCGGUAAGCACACAGUAUAUUUACCGUGCCUAAAUGAUUACAUCUAUUAAAAAUAUCGAUUAAAAUAUCAGUGAAACUACAAUGUUUUUAUUUUCACUGUCUUUAAUAGUUUUGUCGGGUCAAUUAAUUCAUUCUCAUAUAGCCACGUGGAAAGUAGAUGAAAGUAACGAACUUCCCAACAUUCAAAAUUCAAAGAUAACAAAAAAAGAUGGAGAGGAGAGAAAAGUUGUUGAUAUAAUUCGGGAGAAGUUUGAAUGUGAUUAUGCUCAUAAAAUUGUACGAGAUAUACACAGUGAAAAAGAAAUGGUUUGGGAUGAAGAGUUGGCUUAUCAGGCCGAAAAAUGGGCAAUACAUUUAGCCACGGAAGUUGGAGAAAUUGAGCAUUCUUCCUUCACUUUUCCAAAUGGAUCGCGGUACGGCGAGAAUCUCUACCAGCAUGAUCACGGUGCACCGGCUGGAUGUAAUUUAGCUGUACAUGCUUGGUAUAGCGAAAUUCACAAAUACGAUUACGAUCACCCAGGUAAAACAAAGUCUCAAGGCCACUUCACUCAACUUAUUUGGAAUGAAACAACACAUUUUGGAGUUGGAAUUGCUUUUGAACCUAAAUCGACAAGAUCAUUUAUCGUUGCUAGGUAUGUACCCCCUGGCAACUGGGAUGUUGAUGACUACAAGAAUGAUGUGUGGAGACCAAAGCCAGGUUCGCAUAUACCCUCGAUAAAAGAACUAGUUCCAGUGGGGGCACGUGACCCUGUGAUGGUAGAAGUGGGUUAUUUUAAAGAAGACAACGAUAACAAGAAACCUCCGUGUGUUGAUACGACUGAUUGCUCGUAUUAUAUUCAACAAGGAGAUUGCACACAUCCAACGUACAAGAAAGCCAUGCAACAGAUGUGUUACAAAAGUUGUGGCGGAUGUACUCCAGGUGACCCCAUUGAUGGAGGGUGGACAAAUUGGCAUGAAGUUGACAUAUGUACUGCAACUUGUGGUGGAGGGCUCGUUAUGUCGUACAGAUUUUGUACUAAGCCUUUUCCAAAAUAUGGUGGCAAACCUUGUGAAGGGCAACGGGUAAAGAAAACUGAUUGUAACACACAACCCUGCCCGGAAAAAAAUGUUGUAAAAACAACCGCGGUAACAAGUGAGGCUAGCACAACAAAGAGUCCAAACAAAAGUUCCUUACGUACCACCAGUGGACCAUUCGUGUAUUCCACCACUAAUUCCGGAGAAACAAUCCCAAAACAAACAUGCAAGGAUAAAAAUAAAUGGUGUCCAGAAUAUGAAGAGUUAGGUUACUGUACCGGUAGCAAGUAUUCACAAUGGAUGUUUUUAAAUUGUAAAUAUUCAUGUGAUGUGUGUGAUAGCAAAAGAUUUAUACCUUAAUAAUCUUAGCAAACACGAAGCCUAACCAGCUUCAAAACUCACGCCUUUAUUUACAGUUUUCUACACCUGUUUGCACUCCAUCUAGUCCUUCAUUAUCAACAAUACUUUCGCUCUGCUGUUGAAGAUUUUAAAAUAUUACCGCAAAUCUGGCUGUAUCACAACUUGUUUUUUCACAAGCAUUUAUCCGGCAUUUUAUUUUCUUAACAAAUUUCACCGCCAAUAAAAGAUAAGUUAACUUUCAAAAAUUUUUCUCGCCAAGCAUUUGUUUCGAGUCCGCUAGUGAUUAUGUAAUGUUUUUGUGACUAACCAAUGAGCGUAAAUUCCGCCCGCGUUAAAAUUGCACGUCCUGGACUGUGCUGAAGUUUAAGUAUCACCAUAUUUGAGCAUCCUCUUUCAGUACGCAUGUUAUGAAAAAACAUCGCUCUCGUAACUGAUGACUGAAAGAGAAGCAAGGAUUUAAUUUAGGAAAUUUAAAACUACUGUUUUGGAAGGAAUGGUGAUUAUUAUAAGAAACAGUUAUUAUGUUUUGUAAAAGUUAUCUUUGAAUUCCUAAAAUUCCGAAAUUAGUUUUUUUAUUCACUUUCUUCGAAAAUACUUUAUAUGACUUUCAGUAAGACAUAUAUAGGGUAAAUAAAAUCCUAUAUUAAACUUUCUACUCUCAACCCCGGAAAACUUCCUACAAGACAGCUAAUGUCAAAGGAAAUUUCGCUAAUGAUGUUACAGAUGUUCUUUAUCUGAUGCAGUUACGGAUUACCAGUUUAAAUUAUUUACUGUAUGCAAACAGGCAAUGGUCGCAACCUUGUCUGGAGUUCUACGUUUUAGAAUGAAAAAAUAAGACAACUCCUUUCCCACCUAAUCUAGUUGUUAUCUUGAUCCACGAAGAUGAAUAUCAGUACAAAAAAGGACCAUUCUAUCAUGCUAUGUAAGUUACAUCUAGCUUUGGAUGGAAGGUUUCCCCCUUUAUUUGACUGAACUAUUUACUCUUUUGUUUA
Messenger RNA from Hydractinia symbiolongicarpus, 2494 nucleotides. RefSeq names its product ectin-like. Bases 210 to 1502 code for a protein of 430 amino acids. Gene Ontology annotation, cellular component: extracellular region. The transcript is spliced from 3 exons. NCBI's taxonomy places the organism in Eukaryota, Metazoa, Cnidaria, Hydrozoa, Anthoathecata, Hydractiniidae. The record is from RefSeq and is a predicted model, not a curated record.